UCAGACUGUAUCACACAUGAGAGGCUUAGAUACCACAGCAUGGAGUGGGCUGGUCAUGUGACAUGGACCCUCAUAGCUGUUGGGCAUGGGAGGUCUGCUCACCUUGUCCUCAGGUCACUGCCCAAACUGGUUCUGGUCAGGUGUGUGAGGCUGCGGGUACAUACCUGCUUGGAAUGCAGGUGGGUGUGUCAGAUAGGAGAUUAACCUCAUAGCUGCCGGAACGACUCCCGUGCAGAGGAGUCUUCUGUGAGAACAGACCUGUGCACAGAGCUGUCAUACCAGGGGCACCGCAGGCACCCACCUCUGAGCAGUGCCCACCCUUUAUCAAAAACUGUUGAUUGUCAGGUCUUUAUCUGCUGAUUUGGAGCAUUCCCUUCCAGUCCAGGGAGCAGGUAGAAAGAGGGCGCAGCCACCGGGCCCGGUGCCAGCCACUGACAAGCUGGUAUAUGUACAGUACACCAGGAGGGAACAGGACCGGUAAACCAUUGUGCCAGGGGAGAAGAUCUAUCAGUGUGCGGCGGGAUACAGCUGUGCUGACUGUGUGCCAAACCAGAGGGGCGAAGACUGUGCCAGAACAGGAGCAGAGGCGGCGUGCCAGGUCCCGCUGCCUCCGAAUAGCUGCUGGGCCCAUCUCCUCACAUCAUGGUGCCCCCCUUAUAUUUCCUGGUGCCAGUCCUGGGGGGCUACGCUGCCACCUCCUAUUACUUACUGAAGAAUCCUCACAUCCUGCAGAAGAGGAAGAGACUGGCCUUCCACUGCCGUCACAUCUCCCACCGAGGGGGAGCCGGUGAGAAAAUCGAGAACACCAUUGAGGCGUUUGAUAAUGCGGUCACCCAUCACACAGACCUCCUUGAGCUGGACUGUCACAUGACCAAAGAUGGCCGCGUUGUGGUGUCACAUGACGGCAAUUUGCUAAGGCAGACGGGACACGACGUGAACAUACGCGACCUCACAUAUGAGGAGCUGCCGCAGUACAAGAAGUCUCUGGAGGUCACCUUCUUCCCAGGUCACAUAUCGUCAGGCACAGACCACCGCAUGCCCCUCCUGGAGGAGGUCUUCCAGAGAUUCCCCGAUAAACCCAUCAAUGUGGAGAUUAAGGAGGACAACGAUGAGCUGAUUAAGAAGGUGUCGGAGCUCGUGAGGAGAUACCAUCGCAUGGAGAGGACCAUCUGGGCCAGCACCAGCGACAAGGUCAUGAAGAAAUGUCGUAAGGAGAACCCAGAGAUGCCGUUCAUGUUCACGCCACGCCGGGGCGCCAUCCUCCUCCUCCUGUAUUACACGGGGCUGCUGCCGUUCGUGGAUCUGCCGGAGUCGGUGGUGGAGACGUACAUGCCGUCCCUUAUAAACAGGACGUAUUUUCCACAACGCGCUCUGAUGAGGAACCACUUCCUGGUCUACCUGCAGGACAAAUUGAUAAUGAGGAAGAGUCUGUUUCAGCAUCUCCAAGCCAGAGGCAUCCAGGUUUACCUCUGGGUGCUGAACCAGGACUCGGAUUUCCGCAGAGCCUUUCACUGUGGAGUCACCGGUGUCAUGACUGAUUACCCCUCCAAGCUUCACGGCUUCCUGCAGGAACACGAGGGGGAGCAGAGGACUCGGGGGGCAGAGGACCAGGCGCCUGCGUCAGACCAGCAGAGGACACACAUUUGGGCAGUGACCUGAGGAGCGUGCGCCGCUGGCGAUCGUGGAGGAGAACAAUAUGGCGGAGACAGAAAUAACCCAGGAGGAUGAGGGAACUUUGCACCUGAAAGAAGCAGAAGAGACAAUUCA
Messenger RNA from Bufo bufo (common toad), 1767 nucleotides. RefSeq names its product glycerophosphodiester phosphodiesterase domain containing 3 (gene GDPD3). Lineage: Eukaryota; Metazoa; Chordata; Amphibia; Anura; Bufonidae. The coding region runs from base 643 to 1659 and encodes 338 amino acids. Gene Ontology annotation, biological process: glycerophospholipid catabolic process. Gene Ontology annotation, cellular component: endoplasmic reticulum membrane. The transcript has 12 exons. The record is from RefSeq and is a predicted model, not a curated record. Gene Ontology annotation, molecular function: phosphoric diester hydrolase activity; phosphatidylcholine lysophospholipase A1 activity.